Anarrhichthys ocellatus (wolf-eel) is the source of this 1184-nucleotide messenger RNA. RefSeq names its product protein Jade-3-like. Gene Ontology annotation, cellular component: histone acetyltransferase complex. The coding region runs from base 117 to 1184 and encodes 355 amino acids. Gene Ontology annotation, biological process: regulation of transcription by RNA polymerase II. The transcript has 8 exons. NCBI's taxonomy places the organism in Eukaryota, Metazoa, Chordata, Actinopteri, Perciformes, Anarhichadidae. The record is from RefSeq and is a predicted model, not a curated record.
GUGGUGGACCGACUUGCUACCCAGGAGAUCCCCUCUGUGGUCGGAUACAAACCUCCAGAUUUUCACCCCCGCAGCUACAACCAACCAGAGCCUCGGAUAUAUUUUUCUACAGGUACAUGUUGGACGCGGUGUCCGGGCGGAUAUGUGGCUGGAAUAAAGCGGACAGCAGUGGAGGAUGUUACAGGAUGAAACGUCUCAGGUCGUCGAGCAGCAGCGACAGUUCAGACAAUGAGAGUCCCUCCACCUCCUUCUGCUCCUCCAACAAGUAUGGAGGCGGCAAACCUGGAGCUCCGGCAUCCAACCAGAAGAAACCGGCUGAAGUGUUCAGAAAAGACCUGAUCAGCGCCAUGAAGCUGCCCGACUCCCACCACGUGUCCCCGGAGGACUACUACCUGCUGGCGGACGCCUGGAAGCAGGAGUGGGAGAAGGGGGUCCAGGUGCUGGCGAGUCCAGACACCAUCCCAGAGCCGUCGGUCAGAGUCAUGGAGGAGAAGCCCACAGAGAUCCUCUACACCCACCAGAGGAAGCACAUCCAGUGCUCCAGCCGCGAGUCCACAGAGCCGGGUUACGUGGACAUCAAGGAUCUGGCCGAGGCCAUGUGUCGCUACGACCUGGACGACAUGGACCUCCACUGGCUGCAGGCGCUCAACAGGGAGCUGGAGCGCAUGGGGGAGGAGCCUGUGGACGAGCUGACGAUGGAGCGAGCGAUGGAGGCUCUGGAGAGCCAGUGUCACGACAACAUGAACCACGCCAUCGAGACGGUGGAGGGCCUCGGCAUCGAGUACGACGAGGACGUCAUCUGUGACGUGUGCCGCUCGCCCGACAGCGAGGAGGGAAACGACAUGGUGUUCUGUGACAAGUGCAACAUCUGUGUGCACCAGGCCUGCUAUGGAAUCGUCAAAGUGCCCGUAGGGAACUGGCUCUGCAGGACGUGCGUCCUCGGCAUCGACCCUCAGUGUCUCCUCUGUCCUCAGAAGGGUGGAGCCAUGAAGGCCACCAGAGCCGGGACCAAGUGGGCUCAUGUGAGCUGUGCUCUGUGGAUCCCAGAGGUGAGCAUCGCUUGUCCCGAGAGGAUGGAGCCCAUCACCAAAGUGUCCCACAUCCCGCCCAGCCGCUGGUCGCUCAUCUGCAGUCUGUGUAAAUGGAAGACCGGCGCUUGUAUCCAGGUGAGUGCAGCUAGUUAG